UCCAUCUCCAGAGUAACGGAACGUCCACCGGCUUUUACUUCCAGCCGAGCGGCAGUGCGAUCUCUCCCGAGCUUUCACCGCCGUUCUUCCCAGGCCCCGCCCCUUUUACGCCGGCAGCAGCGAAACGCGGGAGACCUGAUUCUAGCUCCCGAGUCGUCUGAGCGGCUCGGGGCGGCGCAGUGCGCAGGCGCGAGCGUUUGGGUCUCGCCGCGCGCGGCGCUCGGUUGAAGCGGGAUUGAGUUCCUGGGCGCGGAGACCCGGCAGCGGGCGACCGAGAGAGUGGGUGACUGAGCGCGUUCCCUGCCGUCAUGGCAGCCCUGCGCUACGCUGGCCUGGACGACACGGACAGCGAGGACGAGCUCCCCCCGGGCUGGGAGCAGAGAACCACCAAGGACGGCUGGGUUUACUAUGCCAAUCAUGCUGAGGAGAAGACCCAGUGGGAACAUCCGAAAACCGGAAAAAGAAAACGAAUAGCAGGAGAUUUGCCAUAUGGAUGGGAACAAGAAACCGAUGAGAACGGACAAGUUUUUUUUGUCGAUCAUAUAAAUAAAAGAACCACUUAUUUGGACCCGAGACUGGCAUUUACGGUGGAUGAUAACCCUACGAAGCCGACCAACAGGCAGAGAUAUGAUAGCAGUACCACCGCCAUGGAGAUCCUGCAGGGCCGGGACUUCACCGGCAAAGUGGUCGUGGUUACCGGAGCUAAUUCAGGAGUAGGGUUUGAAACUGCCAAGUCUUUUGCCCUCCAUGGUGCACACGUGAUCCUUGCCUGUAGGAAUGUCACAAGGGCCAAUGAAGCUGUGUCACAGAUUUUAGGAGAAUGGCACAAAGCCAAGGUAGAAGCAAUGACCCUGGACCUCGCUUUGCUCCGUAGCGUGCAACAUUUUGCUCAAGCAUUCAAGGCCAAGAAUCUAUCUCUUCACGUGCUUGUGUGCAAUGCAGCAGCUUUUGCUCUGCCCUGGAGCCUCACCAAAGAUGGCCUGGAGACCACCUUCCAGGUGAAUCACCUGGGGCACUUCUACCUUGUCCAGCUCCUUCAGGACGUCCUGUGCCGCUCAGCUCCUGCCCGAGUAGUUGUGGUCUCGUCUGAGUCCCAUAGAUUCACAGAUAUUAAUGAUUCCUCGGGAAAACUGGACUUCAGCUGCCUUUCUCCUUCUAAAAAUGACUAUUGGGCCAUGCUGGCUUACAACCGGUCCAAGCUCUGCAACAUUCUCUUCUCCAACGAGCUCCAUCGCCGCCUGUCCCCCCGUGGGGUCACGUCCAACGCUGUGCAUCCUGGAAACAUGAUGUACUCCUCCAUUCAUCGCAACUGGUGGGUGUAUACACUGCUGUUUACCUUGGCCCGGCCUUUCACCAAGUCCAUGCAACAAGGAGCUGCCACCACCGUCUACUGUGCUGCUGCUCCAGAGCUCGAGGGCCUGGGAGGGAUGUACUUCAACAACUGCUGCCGAUGCUUGCCGUCCCCGGAAGCUCAGAGCGAAGAGACGGCCCGCGCCCUGUGGGCACUCAGCGAGCGCUUAGUCCAGGAAGGACCGGGCAGCCAGUCCGGCUAAGCGCGAGCUCGGGGGAGCAUCGGCGCGCACACCCAGCCCGCGCGUGUGCACCUGCGUGACUGCCGCCGCUCGACCCCCGCCAACUUGUCGUCCGGCAGCUUUCCGUGCGCCCCCGACACACAUCCGCCCGAGUAAAGAGGAUAAGAGUAGCCACAACAGAGUGAAGAAAAUGUCAAGUACCGACGGGAAGCAGGGAAUUGCAGGGCCAAGGGAACAAUCUCUCUUCUGGGGCUGGACGAGGCUGGCGUCUCUCUGCUUUCCUGGCGGUGGCCCGCUGGAAGGUGAACGCUUAGCUGGUAGGCAGGCUCCUUGCCUCGCUGUGGGAGCCCAAGCCGUUCUCAUGCACUGUUUAGAAUAGCCAGGCGCCAAAAAAAAAAAGAAAAA
Molecule: messenger RNA, 1937 nt
Organism: Callorhinus ursinus (northern fur seal)
Lineage: Eukaryota; Metazoa; Chordata; Mammalia; Carnivora; Otariidae
Gene: WWOX
Product: WW domain containing oxidoreductase
Molecular function (GO): protein binding
Source: RefSeq, a predicted model, not a curated record